AUGCCGCCGCCGGCCCGUAAACGCAUUCGGAGCAACAGCUCUGAGGUCGGUACUUCGUCUCCAACUCGCAAGUCUCCUCCACCAGCGGACGACGAGGAAGCGUCGGCGUCGCACCUUGUCUCCUUCCUGACGGGCUACGCCGACCGUGAUCGCGGGUCAUCACCAAGCGGUUCAGAGCACUCGGACAGCGACGAGGGCGAGCACGAGAUUGAUGCUGAAUCCGAAGAUGACGAAGACGAGAACACACGCACCCCGGGCCGUCGUGGACUGGUAGGCACGCCCAGUCGCAACAAGCGCAAGCCCGCCGCAUCAGCAACUCCGACCCCUCGCAAACGCGGCGCGACUGCAACGCCGUCAAAGGACAAGGGCAAAGCCAAGGCCACAACAGCUACUGAGGUAGACGAGGGGUUUUUGAGGCAAACCCGUGCCGACACGUAUUUCCUCAACGCAUCGCGUGCGGCGCGCACAUCUGGGUUAUCGUAUGCGGCCCUCGCACGACCACUCAGCCAGGCAGAAUACGAAGCCGCAGCCAACGGCGCGCGUGGACCCGACCCUCGCGUCAAGCGCGCCAUGGAGGUUGCCGAGCAAAAGUUUCCUCAGUGGGCAGCCGAGCUCGAGGCGGGCUUCAACAUCCUCCUGUAUGGAUACGGCAGCAAACGUCGUACCGUCAACAACUUUGUCCGUUCCGAGCUGGCCACUCGCGGACACUGUGCGGUUGUCAAUGGCCAUUUCCCCGGCCUGGGCCUGCGCGACGUCCUGGCCGCGUUGGAAGACAACCUUGGGAUUCCCGACGCAGUAGCACCACCAGCCGCUGGUCCGCUCGAGCGCGCCGCGCACCGCGUCUAUGCCCACUUCUCCAAGGACGAGGACACGCACCCGCUCUUCCUCGUCCUGCACAACAUUGACGCUCCGGCCCUCCGCACACCCCGUGCCCUCUCCGCUCUCGCCCUCCUGGCCUCGAGUCCCAACAUCCACCUCAUCGGCACCUUUGACCACGUGCACACCCCGCUCCUCUUCUCUGCUGCCGUGUCCAACGCUCCACCGCACAAGUUUGGCGCACGGGGCGAAGACGGCUUCCCGCCCCAGCUUCGCGGCUUCAACUGGGUCUACCACUCUGUCCCCACGUUUGACGACUAUGACGUCGAGCUAGCGUACGCCCGUCUGUCGGCCGCGUCUCUCGGCGCGCUGGGCCAGAGCGGCGCCGCGGGCGUGAGCGAAGAGGGCGCGCUCCAGAUCCUCCGCUCGGUCCCGCCGAUGGCGGCGCGUCUCCUCAAGCUCGUCCUCACGAGGCAGGUUGCCGCUUUACCCCCCGACACGACGAGUCACGCCGCAUACCCGCCAGCACAGACUGCGCCGGCGUUCGCAAUGGAUGUGGACCUGCUGCAAAAGACUGCCAGGGACAAGUUUAUCGCUCGCGAAGAGGACAGGUUCAACGCCCUCAUGGGCGAGUUCCGCGACCACGGCCUCGUGGUCGUCGCCGAGGUUGACGCAGAGGGCAGGACGGGACGGUGGGCAUGGGUGCCGUUGGGCAAGGCUGCGAUUGAGCGUAUCCUUGAGGAGAUGAAGGACGUGGAGGGUUAG
This is a messenger RNA of Apiotrichum porosum, 1581 nucleotides long. RefSeq names its product Origin recognition complex subunit 2 (gene ORC2). The record is from RefSeq and is a predicted model, not a curated record. Gene Ontology annotation, molecular function: DNA replication origin binding. NCBI's taxonomy places the organism in Eukaryota, Fungi, Basidiomycota, Tremellomycetes, Trichosporonales, Trichosporonaceae. Gene Ontology annotation, cellular component: nuclear origin of replication recognition complex; nucleus. The transcript has a single exon. Gene Ontology annotation, biological process: DNA replication. Bases 1 to 1581 code for a protein of 526 amino acids.